Penicillium canescens is the source of this 1008-nucleotide messenger RNA. It is a transcript of the gene racA, whose product is annotated as putative Rho GTPase Rac. Gene Ontology annotation, cellular component: plasma membrane; cytoplasmic vesicle; cell cortex. Gene Ontology annotation, molecular function: GTPase activity; GTP binding; protein kinase binding. Lineage: Eukaryota; Fungi; Ascomycota; Eurotiomycetes; Eurotiales; Aspergillaceae. The record is from RefSeq and is a predicted model, not a curated record. The transcript has 6 exons. Bases 184 to 792 code for a protein of 202 amino acids. Gene Ontology annotation, biological process: regulation of actin cytoskeleton organization; establishment or maintenance of cell polarity; regulation of cell shape.
UUUCCUUAGGUGAGUAUCUCUAACUCCCUUCAUAUCUUAUUUCUUACGUGGUCUCCACACUCCCCCCCCUCUUUUCCCGAGCUCCGACCUCCUAGCUUCAGCUGUUCCCCUGAGGCUAAUAACAACCAGAUACCCCCGUGUCCUACCCUUAUCGCUGGAAUUUGUUCAUCUAAACUCGCGCACAUGGCGACGGGUCCGGCAACUCAAUCAUUGAAGUGCGUGGUGACUGGUGAUGGUGCAGUUGGCAAAACAUGUCUUCUCAUCUCCUAUACGACGAAUGCCUUCCCGGGAGAGUACAUCCCUACUGUCUUCGACAACUACACGGCUAGUGUUAUGGUGGACGGCAGGCCGAUCAGCCUGGGACUGUGGGAUACCGCCGGACAAGAAGACUAUGAUCGCCUCAGACCGCUAUCCUACCCGCAAACCGACGUCUUCCUCAUUUGUUUCUCCAUCGUCAGCCCUCCAUCAUUCGAUAACGUCAAAGCCAAGUGGUUCCCCGAGAUCGAACACCACGCCCCCAAUGUCCCCAUCAUCCUCGUCGGCACCAAGCUCGACCUGAGAGACGACCGCAACACCGUCGAAGCCCUCCGAGCACGCAAGAUGGAGACUGUCUCGUACGAACAAGCCCUGGCUGUGGCCAAGGAGAUUCGCGCACAUAAGUACCUCGAGUGUUCGGCGCUGACACAACGCAACCUGAAGAGCGUGUUCGACGAAGCCAUCCGGGCCGUUCUCAACCCCCGUCCCGCUACGAAAUCCGGGAGGAAGGGAGUCAACAAAUGCAUGAUCUUGUAGAGCGUUUGGCUUGACUCGUCUCUCCCAUUUUCUUCGUAUGCUAUAAUGAAUAAUAUAUAGUUAAUACGGCGUCUGGGUAAUUGGAGGCUGUUUCGGCCUCUGUUUUGAUGAAAUCCAUUAACCGUUUAUCUUCUUUGGGAAUUAUCCUGUCGCUCUAUAUCUUUCGCUCUUUGACAAUGUUUAUAGUUUAUUUAAAUCUAUGCGUGUUUUCCUAAA